Messenger RNA from Purpureocillium lilacinum, 2034 nucleotides. NCBI's taxonomy places the organism in Eukaryota, Fungi, Ascomycota, Sordariomycetes, Hypocreales, Ophiocordycipitaceae. The record is from RefSeq and is a predicted model, not a curated record.
AUGGCCGCCAGCACCCCCCUCACCCUGGGCUACGACGGCGGCGCCGCGCACCCCUUCUCGCAGGUGCCGCUCUCCGGCCGGUCCUCCGUGCAGGAGCUGCUUCGGACGCUGCUCGACCCCCUCACGCCCUUCUUCUCGCCCCGGCGCGCCCGCGUCCGCUGCCCCGGCGCUACUGCCGUGCGCUUCGACGCCGCCGCCUCCGAGGUCGAGGGCUUCGCCCGCCCGCUCUGGGGGCUCGCCUCCCUGCUCGCCGGCGGCGGCGAGUACCCCGCCGGCACCGAGAGAUGGGUCGCCGGGCUCAAGGCCGGGACCGACCCGGAGAGCCCCGAGUUUUGGGGCUUCCCGCGCGACAACGACCAGCGCAUGGUCGAGAUGUGUCCCCUGGGAUAUACGCUUGCCGUUGCCCCCGUUUUCUGGGAGUCCCUCUCCCCAAAGGAGCGGUCCAACGUUGAGACGUGGCUCGGCAACUCCAUCAACGAGAAGAACAUGCCCAAUACCAACUGGCUCUGGUUCCGCGUCUUCGCCAACCUAGGACUCAAGCGCAACGGCGGCCGCUACUCCCAGGAGAGGCUCGACCGCGACAUCGAGCACCUCGACACCUUUUACCGCGGCGACGGCUGGUCCAACGACGGGCCCGAGGGCAUCCACCAGAUGGACUACUACUCGUCCAGCUUCGCCAUCCAGACUCUCCAGCUCCUCUACGCCAAGAUCGCCGGCGCCGACGACCCAGCCCGCGCGGCAGAGUUCAAGCGGCGCGCGCAGACAGCCGCGCUGGACCUGGUGCACUACUACGACGACGAGGGCCGGGCCAUCCCCUUUGGGCGCAGCGUCGGGUACCGCUUCGCCAUGGUGGCCUUCUGGAGCACCCUCGCGUACGCAGACGUCGAGCUCCCCGCGCCCCUGACCUGGGGCAUGGUCAAGGGCAUCGUCCUGCGCAACCUGCGGUGGUGGCAGACGCAGACCGACAUGUGGACGUCGAGCGGCACGCUGUCGCUUGGAUACUCGUAUCCAAACAUGUAUUUGACUGAAAACUACAACAGUCCAGGCAGCCCAUACUGGGCAUGCAUAGCCUUCAUCUGCCUUGCCGUGCCCGAGGACCACCCGUUCUGGACAUCCAAAGAAGAGCUACACAGUAGCGUCUUCCCUAGAGUCAAGGCCCUGAAGCACCCCGGGCACAUCAUGAGCUAUCGCGGCGGCCACUGCAUGCUGCUGUCGUCGGGCCAGGCCUGCGGCUACCCCAUGAAGGCCUCCCACGCCAAGUACGGCGGCUUCGCGUACAGCAGCGCCUUUGGCUACUCGGUGCCGCCGGGCCUGCUGUCGCUCGAGCAGUACGCCCUGGCGUCGCAGCUCGGCCUGUCGGACGACGGCGGGGACUAUUGGAGGACGAGGCGCCUCUCCGAGUAUGCAGGGCUUGAAGAUCGCGGCGGGGGGCCCGUCUUAGUCUCCGUAUGGCGACCGUUUUCGGACGUGCGCGUCACGACGACGCUCGUGCCGUCUACCGAGGAGGCGCCCAACUGGCACCUGCGCAUCCACAAGAUCGAGGCUGGGAGGGAGGUCAUGACGGCCGACGGCUCGUUUGCCAUCUGCAACGUCAGCUCGCAGCACGGUAGGUACCUCGAUCUCUACGACUCGGAGAGGUGCGAAGGCACGUCUCCCAAGAUCAUUGGCAACUACGACGUCAACACGCCUGCGGGCUGGGCAGCCGGCGCGGACGGGGCGUUUGCCGUGUCCAAGGGCGCCGUGGGCAUCAAGGCCCUGGAGCCGCCGGUGUCGUCGUCGUCGUCGUCGUCGUCGCCGCGCCGCCGCGCCAUGCUCGUUAACGCGGACCCCAACUCGAACCUCGUGGACAGCCGCACUGUCAUCCCGACGCUGCAGCACACCAUUGGCAAGGGCCAGACGGUCUGGUACGUGUCUGCGAUAUAUGCCAAGCCCAGCGGUGACGGCGUCCCCAAGGAGACGUAUCUGGAUGGGUGGAAUGCACCGCCCGAGUUACCAAAGUGGCUAGAGUCCGAGAUGGCUCGAGAUGGGGCAUAG